This is a messenger RNA of Kwoniella mangroviensis CBS 8507, 999 nucleotides long. RefSeq lists its product as uncharacterized. The coding region runs from base 1 to 999 and encodes 332 amino acids. The record is from RefSeq and is a predicted model, not a curated record. NCBI's taxonomy places the organism in Eukaryota, Fungi, Basidiomycota, Tremellomycetes, Tremellales, Cryptococcaceae. The transcript is spliced from 9 exons.
AUGAGCGAACUGCAAACAAGUAACUCUACCAGUAACCCAGUGGAUGCUCUUUGGCGUUUGAUGGCGCUUGAUAAUGGUGACGCUGUCUGGUACGCGUUUAUUGGAAUCCUCCUACAAGCCAUGUUGAUUUCCAGCAUUAUGGGCAAAGCAUUUGAAUAUUUCGAUUAUUUCAAGAAAAGGGAUAACAAAUACCUUCUUUGGGGUAUAGCUGGGGGUACCGUACUUGCUCUGGUCACGCUUGGGAUAACCUGUGCAGAGACAUACGUGACAAUUCACCAACAAACACUUGAUACCGCUCCUGCCAUCAGGUUUUUGAUUCUAGGGGACGUGACCAACCUCUUCCUUGGUACGCUGUUCAACCUUGCCGCUUGUAUAUAUUAUUCCUGGAGGGUAUAUAAGAUGCUCGGAAGUCAUCGUUGGACAAUUCCUAUAUUUGGGGUGUGCCUCCUAGCUCAGCUCGUGGCUGCUCUAGUAAAAUUCCAAAUUUGGGGUUCCCUCACGCUGGGUGUGGAUGGGACUCUAUGUAUCAUGAUGACGAUAAUGCUUCUCAGAUCUCGAGAUGGCAUCUUCCACAGAGAAACCAGAUUAUUCAAUAAAUUGGUUUCUCUGAUUUAUGAGACAAUGUUACCGCCCGUUAUCUGUCUGGCGAUCUAUCAAGGAACAACUCAUUUGGCAGGUAAUCCAGUUAGUGACUUUCGAAAAAUCAUCACUUGUAUCUUACCUGUCCUAUACUUCCAUUCCCUUCUUCAUACAUUGGUAGGUAGGAAGAGAAUCAGGGAAAUACUCGAUUCCAACCUUGCAAGAGAAGGAGUCAAGGUCAUUUCCGAUAGGAAUAUAGAUAAUUACAAGGGUAGUAAUACUGGUAAAUUCGAUUUCGCCGUAACUGGACCCCAAGGUAUUCAUUCGGAUUAUGAUGGUGUGGGAGGAAGAGUGUUAGGUGGUAGUGGGAAUGAGAUACCGACAGGGCCUAAAAGCUUCAUUUGGGAUGGAAGGAAAUGA